AAGUACUGAUGUACUUCGAACACAUAGGCUUUCACUUUUCAGAGUUAUGCUUUGAGUUUCUCGUCAACACACACAGAUACACACACGCUUCUGUAUCUAUCUAUCUUUAAUCCCAGUUUGCCGUCUCUCUAUUUCUUUCAUCUCUCCUGUAUUAUCUUCUUUCUUUCUGGGCUUUAAUAUAUACACAUAAAACACAUAUAUUAAUAUUAUAUAAACCACCACCCUCUUGUUUCUUUAUCUUGUUGGGAAUAAUGGCUGCAGCUCAAGGGGAAAGUAAUUCACGCAGCGUUGAGCCACAACAAGAAGUACCUCGUGAAGCAAGCUCAUUGGCAAAUCCUGCGGAAACUGCUGUAUCAGAAAAGGAAGAUAAGGUUAAUGCUGUAUGGCAACAGAUGAAUAAAGGAGUAUCAUCAGAGAAGCUGAAUUCAAUAUUAAACAAGCAUAAAACAACUGUGAACAAGACGCCUAAGAAAUCUUCCUCCCAAGUGUCUCCUAGUUGGAUGACACAACUUGGUCUAGGACCAAAGCAGAAGGUGUUGCAUCAGGGAGUUUCACUUGAUAAAAAGCCUGAUAAAACCCAGAAUGGCUCCAGCGACGAGUCAAUGAAGCUAGCUGCUGCUGCAGCACUUUCAGCUGUCAAAGAUUCUGCUGCUAUGGCUGGACCUUCAGGAAGAGGGAAAGUUGAAAUCACAGAGGUUCGGGACUUUGCAGGCCAAGAAGUUGAGGUAAAGAAACUUGUCGAUGCUGAUUCAAAAGAAGCAGCAGAAAAAGCUAAAGCUGCGGGUGGAGCCCCGUCUGCAAUAGACUCUAUUCUUGAACAAAUCAAAAAGAAACCAAAGCUUAGUGUGCUUGACAAAACUAAAAAGGAUUGGGGAGAGUAUAAAGAUGAAAACAAGGGCUUGGAAGAUGAGCUGGAUGCUUACAAGAAGAGUGGAAAUCAAUAUUUAGAGAAGGUUUCAUUCUUGCAGCGAGCAGAUUAUCGAGAAUUUGAGCGGGAGAGAGAUGCACGACUGGCGGUGCAAGCCAAGAGGAAAGCAGAUAUGUGAAGUCUAAACCUCUCAACACUGUCAAUUUUACGGGGUUGAAGGAAGCCGGUUCUGUUUACUGAAGCAGUGGCAAUGUGAUUUUCAUCUGUCAGGUUAUUAAUAUGUAUGUUAUUUCAGUAUACUGUUCAGCUUCUAGUAGAAAAACAUCAAAUAGAUGAUUAGUUAUUGUGUGGUUUUCAACUGGAUAAGCUGAUCUUUCGAAGCCCACCAGCCUUAGCUGUUUACGCAAACCAUUUCAUGAUUUCAGUUAUUAUGAAAGUCUGAACUUGGUUGGAGUAUUUGACUCGAACCAACUUCUUCUAGGUCCUUUAGACUUGGGCUGUUAUCUCCAAACAAUGGUACACGGGAUUGCUAAUCGUUGUUUCAUCCCGUGAAUAGCAUUGAUUGAUCAUGUUUGCGUCCCUUUUGGCAAAAAUAAAGAAUCAUUCCUUUCUU
This is a messenger RNA of Daucus carota subsp. sativus, 1481 nucleotides long. RefSeq lists its product as uncharacterized. Lineage: Eukaryota; Viridiplantae; Streptophyta; Magnoliopsida; Apiales; Apiaceae. Bases 252 to 1046 code for a protein of 264 amino acids. The transcript has 5 exons. The record is from RefSeq and is a predicted model, not a curated record.